AUGACGAAUCAAGUUACGGCAUCUCCGUCUCCGAGCAACGAAGAUCAGAACAUCGAUGAGAUUGACAAGCCGAAAUUGACAAAAAUACAAAUUGCCACGAUUUUUGGGAUUUUUGUCAUUUUCAUUCUGGCUGCUGCAGCUGUUUUUGUCUUGUCAAUUUCUGAAACAUAUGUUUCAGAUGAUGACAAGAAUGUGAUCGUGGAACAUAAAACAAGUAAGUUGACAUCUGAAAAUGUAUAAUCUUCGAAAUAUUAUUGAUUUUUCUUUUCAGAAACAAUCGACUCUGUGACGAAAGCAACUCAAUUUGCCAAAACAUUGCCCGAUUUUGUGGACCAGACGAAAUUCGACGGUUUAUCAAACAAAUUAUUCGAUCGUGUCUACAAAGAACUCAACAUCAAGAACUUGACGAGCGUGAGUUGAUUUCGCUUUCUGGCAAGCCAACUUUUGCUUCGAUCUGGCGGAAAACUCGAUGGAGCUUCCAAACAGUGAAAAUAAUCAAAAUUUAAAGCUGUCCAAAGGAUUUUUCGCUGUUUGUACGCUCCAUCGUCGAUUUGUGAGCUGGCUGGUCAAAAAAUGGUUAUUUUCCUGAACAAUAAUCUAUAUCUAUAAAUAUAUUUUUUCAUUUCAGACAAAAAUGAUCGAAUUUACUGAAAAGGAUUAUGGUGGUUACAAAUUUAUGUUGGAGGAAGCUGGAAAGUGUGCUACAGCAACUAAUUUGAUAACGGAAAAGGAAAAAGUUAUGGAAUUGUUGAAUGGUCCAUUCACUCUGCAUAAUCAAGAACUCGCAAAGAUCGAACAACCAUUCAUUGCUGCUCAAUCCGAAUUGAAUGCCACGAUGGAUGAAGAAUCAGCGAAAAAAGGGAGAUUAUCGAAGAGCAAUGUUGUUAUAUUCGCCAAUAAUAUUACAACUAUGUUAAUUGAUUAUCAAACUUCAAUUGUGACCAGAGCUGAUUCUUUCAUCCAAGCAUACGAUAAACAAAAAGCAUUGAAGGAUUCAUCGAAACAGAGCAACCUCAUAGCCAUUAUUGUCAUUUUCGUGAUUGGUUUCGUGAUUAUUAUCAUUCUUGCUGCUUCAUUUAUUUGUUUCCAAAAAGGAAAAAUGGCUGCGAAUUCUUUCAAGCGAUUUAUUAACAUUAUGGUUGGAAUUUGUGGAUUUCUCACUGCAGUUUUUCUUAUAUUCGCUCUACUUGUAUCAAUUGGAAAAUCACCAUUCUCAUAUGAUUGUCAAUUGAAAACUCAAUCUUCGGAUUCGGACGGAAAAUUCUACUCGUUUGAUGGCGGAUCAACUAACAUUAGAUUGAUAACAAAUGCUUGUGAAGAUGGGCAAAAGGUGUUUUCGAAAAUGAAUCUCAAUUUGAAUACAGACAAAAUUAUUGGAUAUUGGGAUGGUUUUAAAUCUAUUGUUGAAUCUGUUGCUUCAAAUAUUCUUAACAUCGACAUUGAUUUGGAUGUCACAACAAUUUCAAAUGUCGUAGGAGGUUUAGACUCACAACAUCAAAAGUUUAAAAAUCAGAAAUGCCUGACUGGAACAUUGCCUGGCAUUCUUGGCUUAUUUUUGGACGAUAUUGAUAAGUGUAGAAAAGCAUUGAAUGCUUUAAAAGAUGCUGCUGAAAAAAUCGAUGAUAACGUGAAACUGUUGUCACAAACAAUAAAUGGAUUGAUCCAAACGUAUAUUGUUGAAUUGAAAAUGCUUCUCGAAUUGCAGUUGAUUCAAUUAAUGUAAGUUAUUUGAAAACAAAAAUUGAUUGAGAAUAAACAAUACAAUUUUUCAGCAAAAAUUGUCAUCUGUUGAUUUUGGCUGCCACAUGCGAAUUCCCACGGGUUUAG
Caenorhabditis angaria is the source of this 1827-nucleotide messenger RNA. The record is from the annotation of a GenBank genome assembly. NCBI's taxonomy places the organism in Eukaryota, Metazoa, Nematoda, Chromadorea, Rhabditida, Rhabditidae.